Molecule: messenger RNA, 3098 nt
Organism: Magallana angulata
Lineage: Eukaryota; Metazoa; Mollusca; Bivalvia; Ostreida; Ostreidae
Product: BTB/POZ domain-containing protein 6-like
Exons: 3
Coding region: 1094-2377 (427 amino acids)
Biological process (GO): neurogenesis
Cellular component (GO): cytosol
Molecular function (GO): protein binding
Source: RefSeq, a predicted model, not a curated record
AACACAAAAAAGGUCAAUCUCAAAAUCUAGUGUUAAAUCUAGGAUACUAGUAGGCCUAUAUUUAGGAGCGUCUCCUUAACAGUGCGUGUCAUGUGUACUCUAAGAAAGAAAUUGCUACAUUAAACAUACAUUCAUUGCGACUAUUAAGUAAGGAAGAUCUAGGAAUCUGUACUAUAGUACUGUACCCAUAGACAACAAUAAAAUUAAGAAGAAAAAUCUUAUAUGUACCGAAAUCAAACUAUGUGUUCACGAAUACAUGUGUUGAAUAAAUUAAAAGAUUAUUCAGCGUGCACUACAAUGCCUAAAUUGUGCGUGCCAUUUCAUGUUCAUUAUCGGCAAACCAUCAAAAAGCAACUCCACCUGACUAUGACCAAAAAUGUUAAUGCCUUUUUUUCUGUCAACAAAUUGCAUUUUAUCAAUGCAUGCAAACGUUUUCAAAAGUAAACAGAAAAUUUAUUGGAAAAAAAAUUCAAUAAAGUAAAGCAGUGGCUCUAUAGCUUACAUUAUUACAACAAAUUGAUCCAUCCAAGCUUUUCGACGAGCUGAUUCAACACUCAUAUGUAGGUCUCCUUCGCGAACAAAGAAAUAUUACUUAAGACCAUUGAAAACCUUCUACCGUCUGCACAAUUCACAGUGAUGUUGUACGAAAUGACCGACUUGCAAAUUCAUUCAGCUAUAGCCCCACGUAGAAUCAAUGCUUCCAAUGCUCCCCGUCAUCUGUAUGUUAUUUUUUUUUUACGGCAGAAGAAUUCUUUGUCCAAGCUUUAAAAGUUUUUUCUGAACAAUGUAUUGAUGUGGCAGUUCUGCGUGAAUCGAUAACAGACUUUAAAUCAUUAUUUAAAUUGUUUGAAUCUUCCGCUGUACAUUUGAACUUUUCAGACUUACUGGUUAUGGGUGUUUGUUACCGUUUUGUGUCUGUUUCUGAAGUUCUCUAAGGAAACAAGUUUCUCAUCGUCUGCGCAUGCGAAGAUAUCUGCAGUAGCUGCUGCUGUUUAUUAGUAACGGAUACUUUUAUGUUUGAAACCUCUUUACGAGAUAUCUAGAAAUGCUGACGGAACUCUCUUUAACUUAGCUAUCAGAAGGUUCGGACGACAUGACAGCUCAGUAUGACUGGCAAGCCAACAAAACGUUAGCAGAGUGUAACCGACACAUGUUGAUCAAUGAGAUCGCGUUCGAUGUUUUUUUCUUGGUCGGAGAAAGUCGCCAAAUGGUCGGGGCCCAUCGAUAUGUCCUGGUCAGUCGUAGCUGUGUAUUUUACGCUAUGCUUAUUGGACCGAUGGCAGGAAAAGUGGACGAGAAAAUAGCCAUCCCAGAUAUAGAAAACGACAUUUUUCAACAUAUGUUAGAGUACAUAUACAGCGAAGAUACAAAAGUGGAUACAACGAAUGCGAUACAAAUUCUGUACUCAGCACGAAAGUAUGGCAUAACUGGACUCGAAGAAAAAUGUCGGCGUGUAUUGGAACACGGACUUACAACAAGCAAUGUUUGCAACAUCCUUCAUGAGGCGGACAAGUUUGAUGAAUUGACAUUGAAAAACAAGUGCAUGGAAUAUAUUUGGCAUCAACCAAAAGAUAUUCUUCGCUCAAGCAGCUUUGGGAAUCUUUCAGCCACUCUAGUCAAGGAGAUUAUUCAAUCGGAUAAAUUGGAUGCAAAAGAGGAAGUGGUGUUCGAUGCGGCGUUACGGUGGUCCGAACAAGAGUGUUUAAGGAAUGGCGUGAUUGUUUCUCCGCAAAACCAGCGACGGUAUCUUGGUGGAAUCUUGUAUUAUAUUAGAAUACCAGCACUGGAGGCUAGUUAUUAUGCCAAAACUGUGGUUAAAUCCGAUAUUUUAACAACAGAGGAAAGGAAAAACUUACAGAAUUACUUUAGUGGUGUAAACAAAGAUGUGAAGAGGUUCAGGACAGACAAAAGGUCAAAGGGUGAAAACCAAACGCUCCACUGGAGGUUUGGUCCUGUAAACUGUAUGCACAACGAAACCACUGCCAUAGCGUUUUCGUCAUCGCGAGAAGUGUUUAUAGAUGGCGUUGAAAUAGAUGGAACCGGAUAUGACGAAGAACACUAUGACGUAUUUUUGAACGUUUACGACAUGGACAAUCAGGAAAAGGCAAAAUGCAAAGAAAGGCUUGUGAUCAACAAAAAGAAACAAACGUACCAAAUCAAAUUUUCCUCUCCACCUGUGGUGUCAAAAGGGUUUACUUAUACAGUCAUACUUAAGAUACAAGCCGAGCAUAGAUAUUAUGGCGCUAGUGGUCGCUCAAACUUGAACAAGACGGACUCGCAACCGGCUUACAUAAACCCUGAAGGUGAAUUUACAAGACGUGUUGUGAAAAAAGACCAGGUACCCGCCAUUCUUGUCCGGCCAUUUGUAGAUUCCUGAUGAAACAUUUAACGAUCGAUGGGCAGCUAUAAAUGUGUUAUCAUUAAGGUGGCUUCAGCUUGUUUCUCAAAUCAGCAGACACUACUUGAUUAAAGAUAGCAUGAUGCAUAAGAAGUGUGUAAUUCAAAUAGGCCAAAACAAGCAAUUUGGGGGUAGGGUGGGGUUGGGUCGGUUAUGAUUUUCAAAAAUUUUAUUCAGUAAAUAUGAACAAAAGCUGAUGGCGGAUUUGAACUUGGGAUCUGCGGUUCACAAACCUGUCACUGAAACUACUGAUGAUAUUCAACCAAAUCGAUUGAUACUAACAAUUUCACAAAACGUUUUAAUUACCAUCUUGGGAUUUUGUGUCAUAAAAAGUAUAAGCAUUGGUGUACUGAGCUACCUUAAACAUCUGCUACACGUAUGUCAAUGAAGCAACAUUGUUUUCGCCGAUCGUAAAAAAAGCUCAACUCGUACCCUCUGGGUUUCAUUUUCACUUAAAAACAGCAAUGAAUACAUAAUGGUCAUUUUCGAACUUAUAUAUUCACAUGUACGUGUAUACGUAUAUGUCAAAGAGUGAACAGUCAUUAUCUUUACUUAAAAGCAGAUAUUUAUACAUUUCAAUAGUAUAUAUUAAUAUAUUUAUAUUUUACAUGAAAUGCAAUAUUAUGUCCCUUUGUCUAGUAUUACAGUUUUUACACGUCUUUGUACAAUAAGUGUUCUAAAUAAAAUGUUAUUUAUUCAU